Messenger RNA from Daphnia pulex (common water flea), 743 nucleotides. Its product is annotated as complement C1q-like protein 3. The transcript has 3 exons. NCBI's taxonomy places the organism in Eukaryota, Metazoa, Arthropoda, Branchiopoda, Diplostraca, Daphniidae. The record is from RefSeq and is a predicted model, not a curated record. The coding region runs from base 188 to 697 and encodes 169 amino acids. Gene Ontology annotation, molecular function: protein binding.
CGACAAAACUGCGCUGGACGAUAAGGCCGACAAAACUGCGCUGGACGAUAAGGCCGACAAAACUGCGCUGGACCCAAUUAAUACUGCUUUAAAUACAAUUACUACUCCCAGUUCUCUUGGUACAAUCCCCACCUCAUGUGGAGACCUCAAGACUAUCGGAUUCGUCAAAAGCGGAAUCUUCUCCAUCAUGGACAACAAACAAGUCAAAAACGUCUAUUGCGAUUUUACUAAAACAACCGAUUCAGAGUUGCAGAAAAUGAUCGGCACUGUCGACGUAAAAUCUACAGCUAUUUAUUUCCACGCUAAAAUGACGAAUGUUUAUUCGGCUGCCCUAACCACCAUUCAAUUUAAUCCAAUCAAACUCAAUGUGGGAACUGCCCUUAACCCUGCCACUGGAAUAUUCGUCGCCCCUACACCAGGGAAAUAUUAUUUCGCAUUUUCGGGUAUUAGUGAUAGCGGCGUCAAAGCAAGAGUUCUGUUGCAGAUGAUGAAGACUGGAACAGCGGAUUGGAUCCUAGUAGGAGAAGGGUACGGUGACACCACCUUCAAGACUUUUUCCAUGCAUGCUACAUUGGAACUUGUCAAAGGCGACCAAGUUAGGCUAUACUUAUCAGAAGGAAGAAUUCACGAUAAUGUUUUACAUAAUUAUUUUAAUUAUGUCGGUUGGCUAGUGGAAGAGAACGAAUUAACAGUUUGAUUUUUUAUUGUACGGUCGUCCCAUGUAGCUGUUUUUAUCUACAGAC